AGACCUCCCUCACAAGUUGCAGCAGUCCUCGUUGAAGUUUCACAUUUCGACAUCGGGCGACACAGUGCCCACGCCCUUCCCGAUAUCGACUCAUCCAACAUUGGAGAUGUCAGUCGCUCUCGUUUCUCCUUCGUAAUCACUGUGUAUAAUCAUGGCGCACUCCUCCAGCAUGAGCUUUCAAUGUAUUACUCUAUCGCUCCUUGUGCUACCUGCGAUCACGCUCAUUGUGUACUUUCUCACUUCGUUUCCACACAUGCCUGACUCGCUUGUUAUCCACCCUUCUCUCUCGAGUCUCUCCAAGGAUUCACGGAGCUGGCAUAUCUAUGCAGAGGACUUCUUCGAAGGUGGCGCAUACGUCACAUUUCCAUACGGCCGCGUACGAUACUGGCUACUUGGCCCUGAGGAUGGAAAGAGGGUAGUGCUCAUACAUGGACUCUCGGUGCCCGCGAUCAUCUGGAAAGAUAUAGCCCCCCAGCUUGCUGCACGGGGCUUCCGUGUUCUCCUAUACGACCUUUAUGGCCGUGGCUAUUCAGAUGCGCCGCAAACAACGUACGAUACUGCGCUUUACGUUACACAACUCGCCCUUCUACUGCAAUACAUCGGAUGGGACAAGACGAACGUCGUGGGUGUAUCUAUGGGCGGAGGAAUCGCCGCCGCUUUCGUAGACCAAUUCCCACAUCUAGUCGGUGACAGACUGGCCUUACUUGCAUCUGCCGGGAUCGUCGAGCCUGCAGAUAUGUCGAGAACGUCCAAGUUCCUCUCAUCCCCCAUCAUGCAAGUGAUAACCUCUAGCUCGCCGUUCCGACUCUAUUUGCGACAUCUUGCCAAUAACUCGUCAUCUAUAGACGAUCCGAUCUCGGAACUCGUUCGUAUCCAAUCAGCGCAUUUGCCAGGCUACAAUCCUGCAAUCGCUUCUUCUAUUCGCGAUGGGCCGAUCCGUAAUCUAGCACCGACGUUUGCUUCUGUCGGUCGCAAGACGAGGAAACGCGGCGGAAAAGUCCUUUUGAUAUGGGGAACGAAAGACUGUGUCGUGCCUUACCGCUAUGCCGCUCGUGUGCAAACCCUUAUUCCAACAGCAGAGCUCAUCACCAUCGAAGGCGGGAAGCAUGAUAUCACCCUCAGUCACCCCGCGGAAGUCGUGGAUUAUCUCGCGAGAUUUCUUGGGAGUAGCGAGUUAUAACCCCUCUCAUUUUUCCCAUCGAUUCAUUCACAUCGGAUCGCUACCUCCAUAUCUCGCAUGCAUAUACGCCUCUAUGGACGUCCUACCCUCCCAUCCAUCUUCUCGUUUGUACCUCUUUUCCGUGGAAUCGGUCAUAACUAACCACACAUACUCGUACACUUCGUUUUCGUUCCUCGUCCGUAAUCAGGUCACUCACGUCUUUGUCCUUUUUUGAUUUUUCUGUAUCGCGCAGUGUUGUCCCAUCAGCUCUGACCCUUUUUAUUUUCGUGUAGCGAUCUGUCCAUUCAGUCCAUACUGACAUACAUGUAAUAGAGAUUUGUAGCUUUUGUAGCUUUGCACUCAUGCACGCCAUCAGAAGCAGGAGUGAAGCUGAGGCACUGGAUAGGCGCUUACACGGAAACAUGUGC
This is a messenger RNA of Somion occarium, 1587 nucleotides long. The record is from the annotation of a GenBank genome assembly. NCBI's taxonomy places the organism in Eukaryota, Fungi, Basidiomycota, Agaricomycetes, Polyporales, Cerrenaceae.